Messenger RNA from Fusarium poae, 1500 nucleotides. RefSeq lists its product as uncharacterized. NCBI's taxonomy places the organism in Eukaryota, Fungi, Ascomycota, Sordariomycetes, Hypocreales, Nectriaceae. Gene Ontology annotation, biological process: carbohydrate transport; transmembrane transport. Gene Ontology annotation, cellular component: membrane. Gene Ontology annotation, molecular function: carbohydrate:proton symporter activity. Bases 1 to 1500 code for a protein of 499 amino acids. The transcript is spliced from 6 exons. The record is from RefSeq and is a predicted model, not a curated record.
AUGUCGACAGUUGUGGGUACAGCACAGCCCAAGAUGAGCGCAUGGCUGUUCUUCAGCAUCACUGUCAUCUCGAUGGGGUCAAUCUUUUGGGGAUAUGAUAUCGGCAUCUUGAGCACCAUCUAUGUAUCUCCCGGCUUCAACAAAGCCCUCGAUAAUCCAUCCUCCAGCGACAAGGGCCUCAUUACCUCCAUAUUCUACGCAGGCCAAUUCGUUGGCUUUGCGUUCUUUGCAGGUCCCUUGAACAAUCGCUAUGGUCGACGCUGGGCAGGGUUUGGAGGCGUAUGUCUGCUUUGUGUAGGCGCUGCUAUCCAAACCGGUUCAGUUCACCUUGCUAUGAUGGUAGUUGGAAGAAUCGUUGCAGGUCUUGGUACAGGCGUGGUAUCUACAUCUGUACCACUCUACCUGAGUGAGAUUUCGCCUGCCAAGAACCGAGGACUCUACGUUGCUGCGAACCAGGUUGGUAUUGUGUCGGGUAUAUCGAUCGCGUUUUGGGUUGGCUAUGGAUACUCGUUCUGGAAAACUGGUAAUGGUAUUGAUUUGGAGUGGCGUCUAUCCAAUGCCAUGCAAUUCGUCCCCGCGCUUCUAUUCUUGAUUGGUGUUCCUUUGAUCCCCGAGAGUCCUCGAUGGCUUGUCGAGUCAGAUCAGAUUGAAGCCGCAAGCCGAUCCCUUUCCAAGUUACGCGGCCUCUCCGAAGACCAAGUCCGUCCAGAACUUGAUGAGAUACGCGCCAACAUUCUCUGGCAUCAAGAAAACUCCAUCACGUCUGCUCGAGUCUUCAUCCAGCAGAAGCCAUUGUGGUCACGACUCUGGCGUGCAUGGUCACUCGCGUUUCUUCAACAAAUGAGUGGUGCUGCUGGUAUCAGAUAUUACCUCCCAACAAACUUCAUCGCUGCUGGUACCUCUGAAGAGCUGAGUCUUCUUGCCUCUGGUAUUGACGGAACUGUCCAAGUUGGCUGUACUGUUGCUGCUAUGUUCUUUAUUGAUAAACUUGGUCGAAGGCACUCGCUCGGUGUGGGUGCCAUAAUCAUGGCUUUUUGUCUGAUGAUCAACGGCGCUUUGCAACUUGCAUAUCCCGGCCAGACAAACUCACACGCCAACUACGUAAACAUCUUUUUUAUUUUCUUCUUCACAGUUGGAUACAGCAUGGGUUUCGGGCCAUGCGCCUGGAUCUACGCAUCUGAGAUCUUCCCAGCAAAUUGUCGUUCCAAAGGUCUCGGUAUUUCAUCCUCUGGUGCAUCUCUCGGCUCCAUCAUUGUGGGUCAAGUUUGGCCUGUUGCUGUCUCUCGCAUCGGUCCGCGUGUUUAUUUCAUCUUCAUGUCUUUCAACGUGUUUUCUGCGAUUCUUGUUUAUUCUUGCUACCCUGAGACCAAGAACAAGACUUUGGAAGAGCUUGAUUCACAUUUUGGCACGCUUAAUGUCCACUCACAGGAAGUCGCUACACCUAAACAGAUGCUUGGUGCGGAAGAGGAACAUGUCGAGGCGCGUGUUAAGGAUGUUUGA